This is a messenger RNA of Ctenocephalides felis (cat flea), 3064 nucleotides long. RefSeq lists its product as uncharacterized. The record is from RefSeq and is a predicted model, not a curated record. The transcript has 12 exons. The coding region runs from base 406 to 2910 and encodes 834 amino acids. Gene Ontology annotation, cellular component: endomembrane system. NCBI's taxonomy places the organism in Eukaryota, Metazoa, Arthropoda, Insecta, Siphonaptera, Pulicidae. Gene Ontology annotation, molecular function: acyltransferase activity.
UAAUGCCACACAAAUCAAACGUUUUCUAGAAAGAAACUUGUCAUGAUGAAUAAUAAAAAGUGUAACUAAAGACUGUUUAUCCUGACUUGUGAUGUAAAUGAAAAGUGGCAUUUGCUGGCGACUGCCAGACGCGCUGCAAAAGUUGAAUUGUGUUGAAAAUUAUUGUAAUUGCUGAUGCAUCAAGAUUACUCAAUUGCAAUUAAUGGAAUACAAUUAUAUGUGCAAAUGGAUUGUUCAUGACGAAAAUGUGUGAUUUUUUUAUUUAAAAGUUUUUGACGGUGCCGAUAGACGGAUGACACGGCGGAACAAAAAACUAAAGGAAACAAUUACAACAAAUUGGUAACAGUAUUGGCAAUUGAAGGUAAUUAUAUAUUUGCUAAAACUAGUAUCUAAAGUAUUUUAAAUAUGGCUAAAAUAAAUAAAUACACAGAAAAGAUUGUUGGCUAUUUCAAAGGAGUUAUAUUUUGCUUCCUUUGGUACACGAGCAUAUGUGCAGGUUUUUUCAUAUUUUUCUGUCCAUCGUAUUUGUUACUGCUGUUAAGUAAUUCCUGGUACAGAUGGUAUACGGAUCUGGUAUUUUCUUUUUGGGAGUAUUAUCCUACGGCAUUAUUAGAAUUAUGUUACAAAACAAAAAUUUUCACAUACGGAUCACCAUUCCGCAAAAAAGAUCGUGGAUCAUUAUUCCUGAUGAACCACAGGACGAGACUGGACUGGAAUUAUGCCUGGUUGGGCCUGCAUGCCUUAGAGACUGAUGACAGAGACUAUGGUACUGAUGAAACUUGUGAUGAAAUCAAAACAUGUGAUGAAAAUGAAGUGAAUUAUUGGACAUUGGAAAAUGGUGAUAUCUAUUUUGAUUCCAAUAAUGUUUCGACUUGUAAAGAUGUCAUGAAGAAGAGAAGUUGUGAUUUAAGCAAUGAUAGUACUAUUAGACAAAUUGAUACAGAUAGAAUAGAUAAUAGUUUAGAAAAUAUACAUUUAAGAAAAUUAAAUAAAGUAGACAAUGAAGAAAUUUGUUCUUUAGCAAGUGUUUGUGAUGUAUUGAAAAAAGAAGUGUAUUUUACCAGCAAGGCAUUGAGUAACAACCUAAAUUCACCAAUAAAACCUGAACCAAAGAAUUAUCUUAAUAGCAUCUCAAACUCAGGCUUGAGGUGCAGGAAAAUUUAUGAGAGUAAAAAUAAUUUUGAUGAUUUGAUGAAUACUGACACCACAAAAGUCGAUUAUGAAGCAAGCACAAAAUCUUCUGUUUUUAGUUUCAAAAAUUUGAUGCGCCCUACUCAUAAUAUGAAAUAUGUGUUAAAGGAUGAAAUUAAACAUUUACCUGGACCAGGUUGGGUCAUGCAAAUGUGCAGCUUUCCUUAUAUAAAACGAAACUGGGCUCAUGAUCGAGAUCAGCUCAUUGAGACAGUUAGAUAUUUAUCUGAAAUAUCUGGAGCUAAUUUCGGAAUUCGUGAAUAUGAUGAACUUGAAAAGUUACGACUUAUGGAUGAAGAAAUAGGCACCACAAAUACAUCAGACUUGGAACCAAAAACAGCAACUAAUUUAGGUAAUGCGGAAGCAGAAAAUUCAAAAAUUAUUAAUGAUAAUUGUACAAAUAUGGACAGUGUUCCCAAAGUUUUAACACCGAGAACCACUAUCAAAUAUAACAUUCGAAAACAUUCUAAUUAUCAAGAUAAAGUUAUAUUACUAAAAUUUAAUAGAAUUUUAAGAACCGACAGUAACCAAAAAGAUGAUUUAUCAGUUAGAACAAAACACAGGUUUAGUCCAAGAAAACUUUUAAAUAUGCAUUAUAAAAAAGCACUUCGGUGUAGAUUGAAAAAUGAAUUAUUGUACUCAAAUUCUGAUCGUCAAUUUGGCGAAUUUGAGGAUGAUUUUUCGCAAACUGUGAAAGAUGGCGAGAAAACACUAAAUGUUAAUGAUAAAAAUAAAAUACAGCCUUCCAGUGCUGAAAAUUGUCAAAAUAUUCUUCAACCUGCAUUGAGCAAUACAAAGAAAGUAAGAUUCAAUAAAACUUUACUAGAAACUGAUGCAAAAUGUGUUGAAGAAUUCCAGAGUUCUUUCGCGAAUUCUAAUUCAAAACCUUUGACGUCAUUUGAAACUAUUUUAUACGACGGUUAUACUACAAAUGUUAUGAAUUUUGAAGAAUGUUUAAGUAAACAAAGUUUAACUGCAAAUAGAAUCUCAUAUGUGUCACAUUCUUUGAAAGUGGACCAAAUUGUUCAAGAAAAUGAUUUGAAGAAGUUUGAUGAUGGUAUUUUGGAUAGUUUUGAUAGAAGACCUUUCCAACUGUUAAUAUUUCCAGAAGGAACAGAUUUGUCAAAGAAUACUUUGAGGAAAGCACAUGAGUAUGCAAGGAGUAAAAAUAAGCCUCUGUACAACCACGUGCUGCACCCAAGGCCGAGAGGUUUCUGUCUUCUAGUUCGAGCCAUGGGGGCCUGCCAUUCUUUAGAUUCUGUUUAUGACAUCACGGUUGCUUAUAGAAAAACUGUGGCCCAAAACGAGAUGGAUGCUGUUAAAGGACAUUUUCCUGAGGAGGUACAUUUCUUAUUUAGAAGAUAUUCCGGGAAGUAUUUGAAUUCUCUGUCUGAUGUUGAUUUGAGACAAUGGUUAGAAAGAAAGUGGUCUGAGAAGGAACAGAUUUUACAAGAAUUUCAUAAAACCGGAACAUUUCCAUACAGAAAACUGAAAAGAAACAUCUCCAAAAUCAGAUUGACCUUGGCUUUGAUAUUUUGGACAAUACUUGUCUUCGUGCACAUGUAUCUUCUCUACUCUAACUCGUUGCACUGGCGAUGGUGGUGUCUUUUUCACUCUUGCUUGAUGAUUAGUAUUAGAGGGUUCAAUCAGUUGGAGAUCAGGUGGUACAAAUUCAAAAAGUGGAUUUUCCAAAAAUGUAGGAAAUUCAAAAUUUUGUAAAUGAAAUUUUGUAAUUGGGAGAGAAAGCCAUAUCUAUCGCCUAUAUAUUACCUGAGUACUGUGCUAAGUGGUCAUUUAGGUGUAGCCAACUGGAAAACAAUCAAUCAAAAUUCAUAAAAAAGUUAUAAAAAGUUAGAAAAAUGGUUACAAAAGU